Sus scrofa (pig) is the source of this 2254-nucleotide messenger RNA. The record is from RefSeq and is a predicted model, not a curated record. Lineage: Eukaryota; Metazoa; Chordata; Mammalia; Artiodactyla; Suidae.
CAGUGAUCAAACCCGCAACCUCAUGGUUCCUAGUCAGAUUCAUUAACCCCUGAGCCACGAUGGGAACUCCAACCACAUAUUUAUUGACUUCUAUCUCAAGGACUUGAACCCAGGCCUGCUAGACUUGAAAGCUGGUGCUCUUCGCUGUGGAAUACGCUGUCCCCCAGUGCACAGUCAACUCCUGAUGCUCUUUAAAGCAUCACUGUAACCUAGACACCAGCUGUUCCCUGCAAACAUGACCGAAAUCCUGGUCCCCCCAUCAGCGCUCAUCAUAAGCAUAGGCACAGGUCAAAAGGCUGGGGCGCCACAGUGGCUGGCACUCGGGGUAGGACACACCCCUGAGCCCCGCCUUCCACACAGAGGCUGGGACCCCUCCCGUGUCCAUUUCACUCGAGAAAACACACUGGCAGACAAGUGAGGAUGGAAACACCUGGAGAUAACCCGGGAUGUGCUGUAAAGUGGGUUUGAGAGGGUAAAUCAUUCAGGCUGUCGGGCCCAGCUGGCCAAAGACACAGGGCGGGAUGUCACAUGGUGAGUAAAGGUCUGAAGGAGCCUCCGCCGCCACCGGGAGGGACAGAUUCCACCCUUGCCUUGCCAGCGUGGGUGCUGCGCGGAGGGCGGCGGGGAGGGCACGGGUGGGGUCAGGCCCGGAAGCGGAAGCGCCGGAGUUUUGGGAAGGGGGUGGGCCCCUCUCGGCCACGGUCGGUCGGCUCCUGGGCCUCGACGCCCCCAUCCGCCCCCAUCCGAGAAGACGGGCGUGGGUGCCGGGGACGUGGGAGCUGCUGUGUGGUGACGGGCCCGGCCCACGGCCCGUGCGCCCUCCGCUCUCUGGACGCCUCCUCCGCCCGCAGCUCCCAGCCCGGAGCGCCUCCUGGGACCGGACUGCAGGGCCGCCGAGGCCGGCGGUGUGGGGAAGAAGGCAGGCAGAAGCCGUGGCCCGGGCGGGGCGGAGGCCCCCGCGGCAGCCGGAGACGUGGACGAAACUGUGCCCGGCGUCUUGCCGUGGGUUCGCGAGUCGAAUCUGCUUUACUGUUCUUCCAAAGAGCCAUCUUCACGUCCGGUUCAGUGGCGCCCUACACACUCACACCGCUGUGCAGCCGCCCCGCUCUCACUGGCACGUCCCGCUCGGAAACUCAGUCCCGGUUAAACGCCACCGUCCUGCUCUCCCGGCCCCCGGGCCCCGCCCCCCGUCUCUGUGCACCUGGCUGCUUUCGGCACCUCAGUCGAUUUCCGACCAGAGGCCUAUCGGGCUGUCAACAGAAAGAGUGGACACAGAGGGACCCGGCUUGGGUCCUGUCUCUGCCUUUCCUGGUUGUGUGGUUUUGGACAGUUGACCUAAGGAACCUGAGUAAAAGCGAGUCACGAUUUAUCUCAUGAAGCUGCAAGCACAGGCGCCCGGCCCAGCGCCUGACACGCACACAGGGGGCGAGGGCUGGCUGCUGCUCUCUCCCAGCCUGAGGAAACGGGGGCUCAGGCCAGGCGGCCUCAGGAUAGGCAGGUCGCGUCCCUGUCAUGCUGCCUCCCGGGCUGAUGUUUUCUGUUUCCUGUGAGCAGAAGUCUUGUUGCUACAACGCAAGCUUGGACUAAAUCCCUGACUGCUGUGCUGGCGUGUGAAGGGCUGCUUUGCCUUUUAGAGUAUUUUAAAAUGAGCGAUCUGCUGUGUUCUUUUUUUCCUCUCUCUCUUUUAAAAUGCAGUGCUAACAAAAUAUUUCUGGCUUAGUAAGCGUAAUAUAUUGAGAGAUUUUUAUGAAGAAUUAAUGUAACUUGGAAUCCAAUGAAGACGAAGAAAGCAGUUCUCAUUAAGAUUCCAAAACACGCAACUGCAGUACCAUUUUAUCAUGAGUAGGAUGGCAACCCAGCCAGAGAGCUGGCUUUUCUUGGCCUGAUGCACACUUGGUAUUAUGAUCAUUCAGAGCUGCCCGAGGUUGGUAAGUAAGGGGUGCCCUGGGGCCGUGCGGCAGUGCGGGCUGCACAUAGGGGUCAUCUGGGGGGAUGCUCAGAGUCCCAGUGUCCAGGUGGUGCUGGUAGAUAGGAAACCUGUGGACCUCUGUGCACGAAGCUUGCCUUCCGCAGCCUUGCUACUGUUGCUAGUAGUUAAUAAGCUUCCUCUCCUAAAUCUCCUAUGCAGCCCUUAGCCAGCUGCCAGGGUUUUUUUUUUGUUUGUUUGGUUUUUUUUUUGCUGUUGUUGCCGUUGUUUUUCUGUGUAUGACCGCAGCUGCAGCAUAUGAAGUUUCCAGGCUCAGGGUUGAAUCUG